Prorocentrum cordatum is the source of this 579-nucleotide messenger RNA. The record is from the annotation of a GenBank genome assembly. NCBI's taxonomy places the organism in Eukaryota, Dinophyceae, Prorocentrales, Prorocentraceae.
AUGCAGCGGCAGGGCCGGCUGCGGGAGCAGGAGGCGGCGCCGAUCUUCGUCGGCGUGGCCAGCGCGCUGGACCACCUCCACCAGAGGGGCCUGCUCCACCGCGACGUGAAGGCCGAGAACGUACUCCUCUGCACCGGGGGCGUCGCGAAGCUCGCGGAUUUCGGGUGGUGCGCCGAGCUCUCCGACAGGGACGCUCGCAAGACCUUCUGCGGCACGUUGGAUUACCUGUCGCCCGAGAUGCUCAGAGGCGAAGAGCACAACCACGCCGUGGACAUUUGGGCGAUGGGCGUCCUCCUGUACGAGAUGCUCGCGGGCCACACGCCCUUCGCUGGCAGGGGCAUGUCGGGAAGCAUGUCGCGGAUUUCCAGCGUGGACCUGAAAAUUCCGGAGGCCGUGCCAGCGGCCGCCCGAGACCUCAUCGGGCGGCUGCUGGUGGGCGACCCCGGCAGCCGGCUGCCGCUGGCUGAGGCGGGCUGUGACAGGGCAGGGGCUGGCACCCCCCGCCGCCGGCGCCGGCCGCGCCGCGCGCCCACAGAGCUCCGCUGCCCAGCUCGCGUCCGCCGCCGCCAGGUGGGCUAA